Messenger RNA from Varanus komodoensis (Komodo dragon), 1302 nucleotides. RefSeq names its product transmembrane protein 68-like. Gene Ontology annotation, cellular component: membrane. The coding region runs from base 1 to 1302 and encodes 433 amino acids. The transcript is spliced from 8 exons. Lineage: Eukaryota; Metazoa; Chordata; Lepidosauria; Squamata; Varanidae. The record is from RefSeq and is a predicted model, not a curated record. Gene Ontology annotation, molecular function: acyltransferase activity.
AUGGUUUCUACUGGAUGCCAAAGGGCUCUGGGAUAUUUUCUUGCUGGUAUUCUUGUAAAAGCCCAGAUACCACAGGACUCUACACUAUCUCCAGUGUUGAUCAACUUCUACAUGAAAGUGCCAAAGCGCCCCGGCCGCGCUCGGAGCGCCGCGCGUGGAAGCCGCUUCCCCUCCCCGUGCGUGGGCGCCGAGGACGCGCCUCUCCCUCGUUCGGGAAGGCUCGCCGCAGAUGCCGUGCCGCCGCCGCCGCCGCUAGCGGAGCCCUUCUUGCCCCCACUCAGUGCGAGCGGGUGGAUAACCAUGAGCAGCUAUGAGGAGGUGAUUAGUGUGAAUAAAUGCUAUGUACCUGGACAGCUACUUGUGACUGACUCUGAAUGCCUGACAUACCUGCUAGAAGAAUGGAUUGUUCUGAAAUAUCUUCUAUAUAUGAUCAUCUGUAUAAUACUUCUAUGGUGUAGCAUUGCAGUAUUUUCUAGUAUUGUUCCUUUAUGCAUUAUGCUUUUUAUCUACCUUUCUGCUUUAUUCCUCCUGAUCUAUCAGAGGACUCAUAAACUAAAUGGACCUUAUUACAGUGAUGCAUGGAAUGAUGUACGAUUAAUUUUAUCAACCAUAUGGGAUGGAUUUGCAAGAUUUUGGCAUGGAUAUGAACUACAUGGCACAGAAAAUCUGCCAGAUGGACCAGGUUUAAUUAUUUAUUACCAUGGAGCAAUACCAAUAGACUACCUGUACUUUUUAACUAGACUUUUUGUUCUGAAACGCCGAUUUUGUUACUCACUAGCUGAUGACUUCCUGUUCAAGUUUCCAGGUAUUAGAGCAUUAGCAGCUAUGAUGAACAUUAUCCGUAAUACAAAAGAAGGGGGCUUAAAUGUUCUAAAAAAGGGACAUCUACUGGGAAUUUCACCAGGAGGCGUUAGAGAAGCACUCUUUAGUGAUGAAUCCUACAAACUCGUUUGGCAUAAACGUACGGGCUUUGCUCAAUUGGCUGUGGAUGCUAAAGUGCCCAUCAUUCCUAUGUAUACGCAAAAUGUACGGGAAGGAUUUAGAGUUUUUGGACGAACAAUACUAAGUAGGUGGCUAUAUGAAUAUGUUAGAUGGCCUGUCCUUCCUCCAUAUGGUGGAUUUCCUGUCAAAUUUCGUACCUACAUUGGAGAGCCUAUUCCAUAUGAUCCAAAUGUAACUGCUGUGGAAUUAGCCAUAAAGACCAAGGCUGCACUCCGGUCAUUAAUUCAAAAGCACCAGCAAAUUCCUGGAAACAUCUGUGAUGCUUUAAAGGAAAGAUUUCACAAGGAAAAGAAAGGCUAA